Telopea speciosissima is the source of this 859-nucleotide messenger RNA. Its product is annotated as thioredoxin-like 3-2, chloroplastic. The transcript is spliced from 5 exons. Lineage: Eukaryota; Viridiplantae; Streptophyta; Magnoliopsida; Proteales; Proteaceae. The record is from RefSeq and is a predicted model, not a curated record. The coding region runs from base 25 to 660 and encodes 211 amino acids. Gene Ontology annotation, cellular component: chloroplast stroma.
CCUUCUUAUCUGUUUUUCUUGGAGAUGUCAGCUACUAUUUGGGUUUCCUCAUGCAUUCAAUCUCUGCAACGAAGAAGAGAACCAUUUGACAUCACUCCUCCGCCUUUGAGAUUUCUCAAUCGUUUAUCAUCUUCUUACAUUAGAAUUAGAACAGCCCCUUUACUUGCAAACUCUUCGAUUCUUCCGAAUAAAUUCCAUGUGAUUUGCAGCAGGAUUACUUCACCCGGCGCUUCGAGCGUAGAUGAUCUUACUCAGGAUCUCGAUUUGCCCAUUUCAAUCCAACUCCAAUCCAUUGUAACCGAAGCACAGUUUGAUGAGAUCAUUUCAGAGACUCAGCAGCCCUACGAUGCAGUUAUUAUUCUCUGGAUGGCAAACUGGUGCAGGAAGUGCAUAUACUUGAAACCGAAAUUGGAAAAAUUGGCAGCAGAAUACCAGCCGAGGUUUGGGUUACUCCCUCUACUAAUCAACAAAAUCAGGUUCUACAGUGUUGAUGUCAAUAAGGUCCCACACAGGCUUGUUUCUCGUGCAGGAGUCACUAAGAUGCCAACCAUACAGUUGUGGAAAGAUGCCAAGAAACAAGCUGAGGUGAUUGGAGGCCACAAAGCAUAUUUGGUGGUUAAUGAAAUCCGUGAAAUGAUCGAAGAUGAGUGUUCUGUGUAAUCUAUUGUUUCAUGGGUUUGCUUUUAUUUUUUAAGCCUCAGUUAUUUCAAAAGCAAGUUUGUAUAUAGUCUGUUUUUGAGAGUAAUCCCUUUCUCUACAAGAGUGAACAAAGCACAAUUAUCGGAAGGAAUGUAUACUUUGUUACUUUUGAUUGUUAAUUAUCAUCUUUUGAAAAAGAGGAACACUGGAAGAAGCCAAA